AUGAAUAAGAGCUAGGAUGAAGUAAAAGAAGAUUAUUUUUCUAUUAAAAAAAAGAAAUACAAUUCUUUGGAUUGUGUUUUAUCUCCAAUAGUAACAAGAAAAAAGUAAGAGAGUAUAAAUUCAUUUUAAGCAGGAUUAUAAGAAGAUUAAAAUUCAACCGCAGUUCCAGAAUCUCCAUUUAUACGAAAUUGUAGUGAAACUUUGAAUAGAUCACAACAUAAAAUACUUGACCAUUAUUUUGAAUAUGAUUACUCUUUAAAAAAAAAGAUUGAAAAAAUAAAAAUUUCAUUAUAAAAUAAAACGGGAACUGAUUCUAGCUAAAGUUUAGUUUAGAAACGCUUGGAUGAUUUAAGAAAAAAGACUCUCAUCUAUAAAUAGUUUAAUAUAUAGAAAAAUAAUAACAACAUUAAUAAUACAGGGUAAUUUUUUAUAGAAAAAGACAAAUAAAACAAUUUAAAUUUAUCACAACCUCAUCAAAUAAUAAAAUCUAAACAAGGUCAUAAAAGAAGUUUCACAAAUACUCUAUAUUGCUCUAGCAAUGAUAAGAAAAUAUUUAAUAUUUCAAGCUAGAAGUAGAAUAUAAAAACUGUAAAAUAAUCUAAUAAUUCAAGUAUGUACGAAGAACAAAUUAAAAAUGAUCAAAAUAAAAAGUAAAAUUUUAAUAAGCAAGCAAAAUCGGAAAGGAAGUAAGCAGAAUUUUGUGAUUUAUUUUAUGAAAGCAUGCAGAAAGAUGCAGAGAGAUAGUUUAAAAGCAAUAGCGAUAAGUCUAAGUCUAUUACAUAAAUAUUAGAAAAUAACUGCGAAAAUGCUAUUGUCUUGCUCAAUCAUCUUAUUUAAAUCUUGACAGAUUCCAUCCCAAUUUCAAAAAAUAGUAUCUUGCUUGAUGAAAAAUUAUCACAGUGUGUUAACUUGUCAAAUAAUUCAAAGAUAUCUUAGCUUAUGCUUGUAAUAUAAAAACUUCAAGGAAAGAUAAGUUAUUAUUAUAAUGACUUCUUAAAAUGUAUCAGAAUGAUGAAAAUUUGCAAGAAUUUUUGUUAACUUUUUGGUACCCUCAAAUUCAAAAUAAGUUGCUACAAGUAUAUUGGAUUAGGAUUUUAAAGGCUUAACAAACCUAAAGUUGCACUUGUAUACUUUGUUAAGAUGCUUAGGUAAUCGUGGUUUCUAAAGUAGGAAGACUAAGAAAUUAAUUCAUAUGAUUUUAUAGGAAUGAGCUAUUUUUAUUUAGGUAGUAUAGAUAAAGCAUAUCAAUAUCAUUAGAUGAUGAUCGAUGGUAUCAAAGCAGACGAAGAAGUAAAAAAAAUAUCUAAUAUAAUGCUAAAAAAUAGGAAAUACUCAAACUACCCUACUCUAUAAAACAUUAGAAUUAUAUAAGAAACAAGUGAUGGUUAGCCGCUAUAGAAAACAAUUAGAAAGUCUAAGAUUAUUAAUCCUUAAUUUUAACUUACUCAAUAGGAAUGGGGCGAAAAUAUCAGCUCAAGUGAAGACGAAUUUGAGUUACCCUAAAUGCAAAUAGCUGUCAAAAAUGCAGAAGAAUAGACCUUUUAAAAAAAGUUUUUAAGUACUCCUUGGAAUGACAGAUUUAUAUAGGCUCAAAUCCACAAAUUAGAAAUAGCUUAAGAAUUAAAUUACAAUAAAUUUCCUAUUGGGUUAGUUUUUAAAAAUCAGUCUGUUCUAAACUUUCCAAAUUCAAGUAAUUAACCUUAGCUAGUUGUAGGACCAUAUGCAAAUAAAAUAUACAAUUAAGAAUUAAGCUCAACAUACUCUUCUAGAUAAAGGAUUAGUCACUAAACUCCAAAUAGAGAAUUUUUUAAUUACCAUUCUUAAUUACAGUAGGUCAAAGAAUAAACACAAUUAAAUUAAAUGAAAUAGCAGUAUAAUUAAAUAGUUGACUCAAUAGAGCUGGCAAACCACUUAAUCGUUUUAAAAAAUCUAAAAAAAGUGAAAGAUUUAUUUUAAAAUUUAAUACCAUACUUGAAUGAGAAAUACUAUAAUAUUAAACAGUAAAAUACCAAAUCACUUAAAUAACAGUAAAACAGUUUUGAUGCCUAGAAUAGUAAUUAGUCUUUUCUAGGCUUACAAAAUUAUUCUAUUUAGAUAAAUGGAAUUCUUAAUAUAAAUAAUUAAACUGAUGAAUAUGUCAAUAAUUAAUCUGAUAGGAGUUAUUAAUAGUAAUCAGAUAAGCUUAAAUUGCUAAUCAAAAGUAAAAGUAGAAAUCACUCCAAAGAGAUUAAUAUGACAUAAAAUUAUUUUAAGAGUCCGUCUAAUGAGAGUAAGCAAAUUAAAAAUUUAAGAGUUAUCGUAGAUAAUAGUAACAAAAAAAAAGCUUAAUAAAAAUUAAAUCAAGAAUUUAGUAUGAAUUUCUGUGAAAGCCCAAAAUAUGACAACUCAAUUUUAUCACUUUUUAUUAAUAAAUUAUCAUAGGAAUCUGCAUUGAGAUUAGAAAUAAGGCAAAUAGGAUCUGCUUCUAGAUAUUAAAGAAAAAAGCAAUAAAAGGGAAAACAAAGAAAAGAAAAAUAUUAAAAGAAAUAAGAAGAAAAUAAAUUAAAUAUAAAAUAAUAUAAAAAGGAAAGAUAUAAUAUGGCUCUCUUUUUCAUGGCUAACACAGCCAUUUCAGUACCUUCAGUACUUGAUACUUCCCCUUGUAUGAAAUAGAUGUUGGCUUACGAAGAUUGCGUUCUCGAUGCCAAUGUUCCUCAAUAAGAAGUCAUCCAUCCUUAAUGGCCCACAAUCUGGCCUCGUCUUCUUACCGACGGUAAAUUACUCGAAUUUGAUAAGGUUCCCUUCCACCCUGAGAAUAUUUACAACUACACAUAUAUGAGACCUCUUACUAAAAAGAAUAAGCAAUAUUUGUAUGAAUGCGAAGAAGAAAGAUUCGUUUUUAAAGCUUGCCUUAGAAAGGUUAUUUCUUUGAAGAAGACUGAUAAGCAUACUUCUUGGGAUACUGCUGAAGUUGCUAACUUACAACUCACAUGA
Molecule: messenger RNA, 2973 nt
Organism: Tetrahymena thermophila SB210
Lineage: Eukaryota; Ciliophora; Oligohymenophorea; Hymenostomatida; Tetrahymenidae
Exons: 8
Biological process (GO): regulation of DNA-templated transcription
Cellular component (GO): nucleus
Molecular function (GO): protein binding; DNA-binding transcription factor activity
Source: RefSeq, a predicted model, not a curated record